CCGUGCAACACGUCACAAGGACCUUCAAAAACUCUGGGCACUUCAAAGGUUACCACUUUACCCGCAUUUGCUUCGCAAAAUUUCCUACACACCUCAAUUCUCUCUCUAUCUCUCUUAAUCUCUCGUAAUCUCAUAAACGAAAAUGUCAGAUGCAUACUGGAGGUACAGCGAUUCAAGACAACCCCCUAAUGUUUCUUCACUCGUCGGCAAACGCCCUCGUCCAGAUUACGAUGUUCCGCCUGGACAGGAUCUGGCGGGUUAUUAUUCACGUGAUGAUGAAAGGCUCACUCAUCGUGCAGUUAGAGAUACUGAGUCCAUAAAUCAAUCGUAUGAUCGUUACCUACGUAGUGGGCAACUUAAUCCUGGGGCAGAUUCAGGGAGGUUACCUGGUUAUGGAAUGUCUAGUCAUGCUGUUGAUGACCCUCGAAUGGGAAGUGACCCUCGAAUGGGAAGUGACCCACGAAUGGGAAAUGACCCUCGAAUGGGAAGUGACCCUCGAAUGGGAAGUGAUCCGCGUAUGGUAAGUGAUCCACGCAUCAGUAACGAUCCUCGAAUGACAGGUAUUGGUAUUAUGGACCCUGGUGUGUCAGUGAAGGGACGGGGCUCCAACCUUGGAUCUGGAAGGUCUGAGGUUUCUCUUCCACCUGAUGCUAGUAGUACUCUCUUUGUUGAGGGCUUGCCUGCAAACUGUACACGCAGAGAAGUGGCUCAUAUCUUCCGACCUUUUGUGGGCUACAAGGAAGUCAGGCUUGUGACUAAGGAAGCAAGACAUUCUGGGGGAGAUGCAAUUGUGCUGUGCUUUGUUGACUUUUUGAGUCCUGCACAUGCUGCAACAGCAAUGGAUGCCUUACAAGACUAACCUAUUAUGUGCUGACCGAACAGUCCAUCUUUACGCGUUUCCUGAGGUUAGAGAAAGUGGUUUGCCGUUAUUUAUGGAAAUUGAAAUACUAAAAAUAAUAAUUGCAUUGCUUUUGCUUUUGCUUUUGCUUUUGUCCAUCGUUUGGAAACAAAUGCCUCUUACGGGGUUUGGUGUGUGGGCAGGGUGUGGGAGAGAUCAGAAUGCCGAAAAUGGAGUUAGAAUUAAUCUUGAUUAAUAGACAUUUAGACCGUAUUGCCUAUGGAGAUGAGAAUUAUGAGAGGCUCUGUUGGGAUCCUAAUCUCAUCUCAUUAAUACUGUUAAUUAUUAUAUGUUAAGUAGAGAUCUGUUUUCGCUGUGAAACAAGAAAUAUUUCUCUUCACAAAAGUUCUACAUGGUUAGGGACAAUCUUUUUCGAUUGCCUGAAGUUAGACAUAAUUUCUUGGCCAUGUUGAUCUAAAUAACAGUUCUACGUACUGUCAUAUUGAUUUGAAUUACUAAGAGUUUAGAUAGGUAUAUUUCUCAAGUUAUGGAAUAGUAAGUCAUAUAUGGAACCUCAACUUUUGUGGCUAUCGGUCUGAAAUAAUUUGAAGGAUAUAUACUUAUGUUGGUAGAAGGUUGUUUCAAGUUAACCUUCUUGUUUAUGGUUUUUGUCUUUGCCAUGAAAGAAGAUGUUAGGUUUUAUCAGAUGGGACCUUUAGGUUAAUUGGAGGUUGGGAUAGGUAACUGGGGAAGCGCUUUCUGAAAAUUGAUGCAGCCAAUAGAAAUAUGUUUGAUCUCAGACCAGAACCUGGAAGUUAUUUUAGGCAUAGCUACCUCACAUCUAUCGCGUCCAAUUUUUCGCGGUUGGUCAUGUCUUCUUCAUUGGACAAAGGCCGCAGGUGUGUACAACUAAGGAUUUCUGGCAAAUUGGGUUUGCUAGCCUGCUCUAAGAAACUUUCCAUUAUUCAUCUACUUCUUGUAAUGGCUUUUUUCAUAACCUUCUGCUUGACUUGUGACCCUUUUAUAUCUUUUUAACUGCUAGAGGCAUGCUUAAUUUCCUGCAUUUCUUAACGAUGUUAUCUGUGAUUAUGGUGGUUUUCUUAAAGCAUACUGGGUGUUGAGCUUUUUGUACCCCAGUUCAUUAUGAUCUGGUUAUGUCAGGAAAAUGUCGUGGUCUGCGAGUGAGAAUCAUUAUAACAUGAAGAGAUCAUUUUGUAGCUUGCCAGUAAUUUUAGGGAUUGGGUUGGAUUGUCAGACUGUCUUCCUGCUGACUCAACUAUUUAAUUGGUUUUACUUGCUUUAACCUUUCUAAUAUACUCUUUCACCUCAUCUUAGUUUUUCUCCUAUACGGAUUAGACCAAUGUAGCCAUCGAACUUUAGGGUGAAUCAUCCAUGCAAACAUUGAAAGGCUCGAUGCCUGAACCUUGUUUCUAGAACUUGUUUUCAUGGUUUUGUAACCUUCUUUUCUGUCCUCUUGUUAAACUUUGGAACUGAAGGAAAGGAGAACGUUCUUUUCUUUAAGAGUUGGGAAAAUUAGGGUCAGUCUGUCCCCUUUCCUACUAUCAAGCCGUAUGAUAUCAUUACCCUUGCAUUCAAGUGGUAACCAAUAAAGCAGGUGAUUUGUGUUUUGGCCUUGAACAUGUGCAUAAGCCUAUGGUACGUUCAUAGCUCGUGAGGGCCUCAAUAAACGUGUACAUCUGGACCCUAGUCUAUUUGCGGCGUGAGUAAAGCUCGAUU
Beta vulgaris subsp. vulgaris (sugar beet) is the source of this 2575-nucleotide messenger RNA. RefSeq lists its product as hypothetical. Gene Ontology annotation, molecular function: mRNA binding. NCBI's taxonomy places the organism in Eukaryota, Viridiplantae, Streptophyta, Magnoliopsida, Caryophyllales, Amaranthaceae. The transcript is spliced from 6 exons. The record is from RefSeq and is a predicted model, not a curated record. The coding region runs from base 143 to 859 and encodes 238 amino acids.